UUAGCGGCAGCAGACGGUCAGCAGACGGAUCUUGCCCGACGGCUCUCUGAGGGCGAAUAAAGCCAAGUGUCCCGUGUUUGUCUUUUGUUUUCUUUUGUUUUUGUUGCAUUUUAAUUUGUCCUGAUGUCCGGAGAAGUGGAGGCGAGCACAGAGGAGCAGCAGGAGAUACAGGACACUGUUGUAAGUCCAGAAAAAACUGAGGAGGCCAAACUGAAAGCCCGAUACCCACAUCUCGGGACCAAGCCCGGUGGCUCAGAUCUGCUGCGAAAAAGACUUCAAAAAGGGCAAAAAUACUUUGACUCGGGCGACUAUAACAUGGCCAAAGCCAAGAUGAAGAACAAGCAGCUCCCGACAGCAGCGGCGGAGAAGACGGAGAUCACCGGAGACCACAUUCCCACCCCUCAGGACCUGCCGCAGCGGAAACAGUCUCUGGUGGCCAGCAAGCUCGCCGUCUAGUGGGAGUGUGGACUUGUGUCUCAGUGCCAUUCCUGCUGUCUCCAUCUCCAUUAUGUUCCCUCAACCUUUAUUGAUUUGUCUUUCUUUUGCUGUCUUUUCUUACUCUCUAUGUCUUCGGCCUGUAGAAACGCUCUCAGUAUAACGUUUUGAUACUGCUGCUAGCAUUGCACUUGGGUUUAACCGUACAGUCAGUUGUAGCCGUACAGUCAUCGAUGCCAAGGUUUAAACAUGGUAAUCUGGCCCAUGAAGUCAGAUCCACAUUAUUUUAGGGUUUUACACUUUCUCCAUCAUCUUUUUUGUUUGUGCUUGUCUUGAAAUAAGACCUGCAUGAA
Messenger RNA from Sinocyclocheilus grahami, 788 nucleotides. Its product is annotated as cAMP-regulated phosphoprotein 19-like. The record is from RefSeq and is a predicted model, not a curated record. NCBI's taxonomy places the organism in Eukaryota, Metazoa, Chordata, Actinopteri, Cypriniformes, Cyprinidae. Gene Ontology annotation, molecular function: protein phosphatase inhibitor activity. Gene Ontology annotation, cellular component: cytoplasm. The transcript is spliced from 3 exons. Bases 124 to 456 code for a protein of 110 amino acids.